Molecule: messenger RNA, 524 nt
Organism: Drosophila bipectinata
Lineage: Eukaryota; Metazoa; Arthropoda; Insecta; Diptera; Drosophilidae
Gene: Dad1
Product: dolichyl-diphosphooligosaccharide--protein glycosyltransferase subunit
Biological process (GO): protein N-linked glycosylation
Cellular component (GO): membrane; oligosaccharyltransferase complex
Source: RefSeq, a predicted model, not a curated record
UAUUUUCAUAAAGAAGAUACGGUCACACUUUCGACUUCUCCCCAAUUUGUGACGUGUCUGCGUGGAUUUAUUGAAAAUCGCCACUUUAUUCCUAAAAUCGCCGGUAUUGACAACAAUAGGAUCAUCAAAAUGGUCGAGUUAUCCAGCGUCGUGUCCAAGUUCUACAAUGAUUACGUUCAAAACACGCCCAAGAAGCUAAAGUUGGUGGACAUCUACCUAGGCUACAUUCUGUUGACCGGCAUCAUCCAGUUUGUUUACUGCUGCCUGGUGGGAACCUUCCCGUUCAACUCAUUCCUUUCGGGCUUUAUCAGCACAGUGAGCUGCUUCGUCCUGGCCGUCUGCCUCCGUCUGCAGGCCAAUCCCCAGAACAAGGCCGUUUUCGCCGGAAUCUCCCCGGAACGCGGAUUCGCCGACUUUAUCUUCGCCCAUGUCAUCCUUCACCUGGUGGUGAUGAACUUCAUCGGUUAACAAUCUGUGUACUACAACCAUUCACAUAUAUUUAGAAUAAAAUGUAACUAAGGAAA